AUGUGGAGGAGGACGUAUCUUCUUCUCCUCCUGGUGCGCGUCUACCUCGCCCUCUGCCCAAGCUACAUCCACCCAGACGAGAACUUCCAGGGCCCCGAGCUCUUCGCCGGCCGGCUGUUUUCAUAUCCCUCGCAUCUGACAUGGGAGUUCACCUCUUCCACGCCGAUACGCAGCAUCUUCCCGCUAUGGCUCGUCUACGGCCUGCCCAUGACGCUGCUCAAGUGGCUCUGGGCAGAGACGGGCAACGACCGCCCCAACCCGCCGCCGCAGCUGGUAUACCAUGUCCUGCGCCUGACCAUGUUCCUGCUCAGUCUCAUACUCGAGGACUGGGCCAUACAUGAGCUGGUGCCGAAUCCGCGGCGCAGGAGGCAGGCCGUCGUGCUGGUCGCCAGUUGCUACGUGACAUGGACGUACCAGACGCAUGCCUUUUCGAAUUCGCUGGAGACACUACUGGUACUCUGGAGUCUAGUCCUGAUUCAGCGUAUUGUCGAGAAUAAACAUCGGUCGUCGGUGUUUACUUGUGCUCUUCUCGCACUCGUGGCCGUCAUGGGCGUGUUCAACAGGAUCACUUUUCCCGCUUUUAUCAUGAUACCCGCACUGCAACUGGUGCCUCAUUUCAUUAACAAACCACUUUCUUUAAUAUCCCUCGCGUUCUUCAGCCUGCUAUUCUCCUUCUUCGCAGUCGCCAUAGACACGACCUUCUACACCCUCCCGGACUCCUUCUCCACCUUCAUCAGAAACCCUACCAUAACACCACUAAACAACCUCCUCUACAACUCAGACACCUCAAACCUGGCCUCCCACGGCCUCCAUCCACGCUACAACCACCUCCUAGUCAACCUCCCCUUACUCCUGGGCCCAGCAUACCUCGUUUCCCUCUGGUCCCUCUUCACCAGGGGCAUGGUAUCACCCACCUUCCACACGCGCAACACACGCGCAUACUCCGCUCUGUUCGGCGCAUUAAUCAUCUCCCUCUUCCCACACCAGGAAGCACGCUUCCUGCUCCCUUGCGUCCCCUUACUACUCACAUGCUUCAAACCGCCCAAGUCACGUACCUUCCUAGCCGCCUGGAUAGUAUUCAACUGCACCCUCGGCGCAUUAAUGGGCAUAUACCACCAGGGCGGAGUAGUUCCAGCACAACUACAUAUACCAACACUUCUAUCCGAGUCCCUCCCACCUUCCGAACCAACAGUCAACGUCUCAGUGCUGUGGUGGAAAACAUACUCCCCUCCCUACUGGCUGGUAGGAGACGGCAGCAGCACCAACGCAUUCAGCAUAACCACGCAUGACCUCAAGGGCAUGUCGAGGGGAGAUUUCCUUAACAGGACGAUCUCGAGCGUGCCGCGCUGCACGUCUGAUUCUAACCCGUUUGAGUUCCAUCAUGGCCUGCCUAAAGUGAGGGUGGAAGGAGGGGACAUGACGCUUCUUGUUGCGCCGCGAUCGGCUUCGUAUCUGGAUCAGUUUGUUGUUCCGGAUGGAGGGGAGGAUGAGAGUGCUGCUGGUGGGCCGGUGCGAGAGAUACGGCUGCAUAAGCUAUGGCAGUAUGAUAGACACGUUAACAUGGAUGACUUUGAUCCGGGCGACGAUGGGUUAUGGGGGGCGGUGGAACGGGUUUUCGGUAGGUAUGGGUUGGUUAUCUGGCUGGUUACGAGGCCUUGUUUAGCAUAG
Messenger RNA from Nannizzia gypsea CBS 118893, 1668 nucleotides. RefSeq names its product GPI mannosyltransferase 4. Gene Ontology annotation, molecular function: alpha-1,2-mannosyltransferase activity. Gene Ontology annotation, cellular component: endoplasmic reticulum membrane. The transcript has 4 exons. Bases 1 to 1668 code for a protein of 555 amino acids. Gene Ontology annotation, biological process: GPI anchor biosynthetic process. NCBI's taxonomy places the organism in Eukaryota, Fungi, Ascomycota, Eurotiomycetes, Onygenales, Arthrodermataceae. The record is from RefSeq and is a predicted model, not a curated record.